Messenger RNA from Coregonus clupeaformis (lake whitefish), 3141 nucleotides. Its product is annotated as cAMP-dependent protein kinase type II-alpha regulatory subunit-like. The transcript is spliced from 11 exons. Gene Ontology annotation, molecular function: cAMP-dependent protein kinase regulator activity. Gene Ontology annotation, biological process: regulation of protein phosphorylation. The record is from RefSeq and is a predicted model, not a curated record. Lineage: Eukaryota; Metazoa; Chordata; Actinopteri; Salmoniformes; Salmonidae. Bases 102 to 1286 code for a protein of 394 amino acids. Gene Ontology annotation, cellular component: cAMP-dependent protein kinase complex.
GCAAAACAGAACAGCGCUGUGCGCAUUUAGCAAAGUAUGCAUAAUAUCAGACCUUAACUAAUCUUCGAAAGGCUACAUUGCAAGGAGGCCACCAUAGCUCUAUGAUGAGCAUCGAGAUACCUGUUGGUUUGAAGGACAUGCUGCAAGGAUACACUGUGGAGGUAUUACGGCGCAGACCGCCAGAUUUGGUUGAAUUCGCAAUCCAGUAUUUCACGCGUCUACAAGAGAGCCGAAAACACGACAAACAUGCGAACUUCAGCCCCGCCAAUUCUGCUCGAAAAGGCGUGGCUUUUGAUAGUAAUUCGGUUGAAUCAGAUGAAGACUCUGAUGACUAUAUGCCACCUCCCACCCCAAAUAAAUACAGUCGCAGAGUAUCUGUGUGUGCGGAGGCCUAUAACCCAGACGAUGAUGAGGAUGAGGACUUUGAGCCAAGGGUGGUACACCCCAAAUCAGACGAGCAGCGUCGCAGACUCCAGGAUGCCUGCCGAGAUACAUUACUGUUCAAAACCCUCGACCAGGAGCAGUUCUCAGAGGUGCUGGAUGGCAUGUUUGAGGUAUUGGUCAAACCACAGGAGCACAUCAUAGACCAAGGGGACGAUGGAGACAACUUCUAUGUCAUAGAGAGGGGUGUGUAUGAUAUUAUUGUACUGAUUGACGGAGUUGGGAAAUGUGUGGGAAAGUAUGACAACAAGGGCAGUUUCGGGGAGCUGGCGCUCAUGUACAACACCCCACGUGCUGCCACCAUCAUGGCCACCCAGGAGGGGGCACUGUGGGGACUGGAUCGGGCCACAUUUCAUAGACUCAUAGUGAAAAACAAUGCCAAGAAGAGGAAGAUUUACGAAGCCUUCAUUGAGUGUGUACCCCUUCUAAAGUCUCUCGAGCUCUCUGAGAGGAUGAAGAUCGUUGAUUUUGUGGGAAUGAGAGUGUUCAGAGAUGAGGAGUGCAUCAUAACACAGGGGGAUAAGGCAGAUUGCUUCUACAUUGUGGAAUCUGGGGAGGUGAAGAUCAUGAUAUUAAGCAAAACUAAGGCAGGGCAGCAGGGUAAUGCAGAGGUGGAGAUUGCACGCUGCUCUAGGGGCCAAUACUUUGGAGAGCUGGCUCUGGUCACCAACAAACCACGUGCAGCAUCCGUCUAUGCUGUGGGAGUUGCCAAGUGCUUGGUAAUAGACAUUCAGGCGUUUGAGCGUUUGCUGGGUUCCUGUAAGGAGAUUAUGAAGAGGAACAUUUCCCAAUAUGAGAACCAGCUGGUAGCUCUGUUUGGUUCUAGUGUAGAUUUGAAACAUUAACGUAUAAUUGUCUUUGUAAGAAAUGUCACACACUAACACACACAGAGUACUUCUUGAACACAAACAGGUGGAUACACAGACUCUCUUUAGUAGUAUGGAUGUAUAUAAAUUAUACACAGUGUGUAUACUUACACCACAACAUAUUGGUUGACAUUUAAUUGUACAAUCUACUGUACAUGAUUUAUAAUUGACAUCCAUGUUACUAUGUGAAUGGCCUCAAAUGACUGAUUAUUUUAUUUACAUGUAGCUACUAGUAUUUUCCUUUUUUUUUUUUUUACUAUUAUUGUGAAAGUAUCCGUAUUCUUCACCAUGUUGGUAAAUUGUUCAUGUAUAAUUCUAGUCCAAUAGAGCUUCCUCAAAUGCUGUUUUGAACGGAAUUUGUCUAAAGGCCCAUGAUCAAUCAAUCAAAUAUUAACAUGUACUUUGCUUUUAUAUGGAAAGACUUGUUUCAUCUGCAGAUGGUGAGAUUUCAUAAAUGUAAUCCCUGAUGAAAACCUAAGGGGUCGAAAUGUUAUCAUUUCGUAAAUUGAAGCUUUUAAUAUGCAAUUUGUUUUUUGCAAUUCAAUUUUUAAUUGAAGCAAAGUUUGAAAUGUGCUGUGUGGCACUGUAGUUCAUUGGACUUUAAGUGGUGUGAAAGCCAAUGGUGGCUGGGGGUGUGUAAGGACUUGGCCCAAUGUGUCACUUAUGCAACUAUUCUGUGAUUACUUAACACAAUUCCAAUGCACAGUAACCCCUCUGGUAGACAGUAUCAGUGAUUAAAUGCUAUUAAACUAUAGAACGUUACAUUAAUAAUUGAAUGCAUUUCCAAAUACUUGACAAUGUGAAGGGAAAUCGCCAAAUCCACCACCACAUCCUGUAUCAAUAUGUUACAUAAACCUAACCCAACUGUUAGGAAUGCAGAAGUAGGCCUUUACUGAACAGAUUAUAUUUAUACAAUGUUCAAACAUUUAUUUCAAACAGACAGCAUCUCAAAGAGAAAUAACAAUGACAAACAUCCAGAUGAAAUAAAAGAGCUCAUUUAAUGUUCAAGUUUUCUGGAUUGUUUUUUUAUUGGAGUAACAAAAUGUGAAGUGCCCUCAGCGAACUCCACACGAGUUUGCCAACCUGCUGUGUUAGAAGCAUUUACUCCACAAAAUCAAGGGGUUUCCCUCUGCGUCCUUCCUUACAACCCCAACAAUCCCACCUUACCAUCUUGUAUUUCCACGGUUGGUUGGUUGGAAGUCUCUCGGUGUCAAAUUGUCCCAAGUUCCAUUUUGUCCGUUUUAAAUAUUUAAAAUAUUUACAGAUUCCAGUACUCCAAAACUCCUUAAAUCCCACUGUUGCUCGUAUAACGCGGAAACAGGUGGAACGGAAGAGCCUUGUCUGGUUUGAGUAGAGAGAAAAUGGAACAGCAGAGCUGGUGGAAUCAAAGGGGUUUGUUAGGCUGACCCUGUCCUCUCUACAAGAUCUAUGAGUCCCAAAUGGCACCCUAUUUCCUUUGUGUACUACUUUUCACCAGGGCUUUAAGUAGUGCACUAUGAGGAAUAGGGUGCCAUUUGAGACAUGCCCUAUUAGGGUGCCCUAAUAGUAUUUUGAAGUUAAUGCUUUCUCCUCUAUGGGAAAGGCUGGAAAAUGACAUUUGUUUAAAUACAUGUUGAAAUGUCUAUUUUUUUUUUUUCAUUGCUGUACAAUGACUUCUAUGAUCCUUUCUUAUGAAGAAUUGAAAAAUGAACCAUAAUCAUUAAAAGAUGAAGGAAAAAAAGGCCACACAGUUAGUCACUCAUUCUUCUUAUUCAUCAAACAUCCAGAUUUUUCUUCAAAGUAACUCCCUACGUAAAAAUAAAACUCCCCAAUAAAUACAAAUACAGCAGGAAAA